Molecule: messenger RNA, 2382 nt
Organism: Heterostelium album PN500
Lineage: Eukaryota; Evosea; Eumycetozoa; Acytosteliales; Acytosteliaceae
Exons: 5
Coding region: 1-2382 (793 amino acids)
Source: RefSeq, a predicted model, not a curated record
AUGUAUUUGAUCCACAUCGUACGAUUCUCCCAUACCCUAAAAGAAUUGUUACAACAAAAAAAAACGACUAGGUCCCAAAUAUUAAUUUUUUUCUCUGUUGCUGAAUGGAAUCAACUUAUGUUUUCAAAAAUAAUCAAUAAUAUAGUAUUGAGUAAACUGAUCUUUGAUCAAGUUCAUUAUAUAUCUAAAUUGAAUAGUGAAAAGUCAUACAAAUGGAAUGAAGUUUUAAAAAAGCAACCACAAAUCUUGGCAAGUCAUGGCUAUUAUGACGAUAUAAAACAAUAUUUAGGUGAUCGUAAAAACUGCAGAUUUAGACUUUUCAAUGAUGAAUUAGUGUUUGUCAUCAUUAAACAAGGAAGUUUACAGAUGUUUGAAUUGGUCAUGGAGUAUCAACAACCGACAAAGAAAAAAGAUUAUCUAAACAGGCUAUUACAGAGAGCAGCGAGAUAUGGGAGAUUAGAUAUUUGUCAAUAUCUAUUAGACGAAUUCCCUUCAUACCGAUGGAACUACUAUGAGGCAAUUCAGUUGACACCUCUUUCCAAUAGUAGAGAGGUGUUGGAAUUCUUGGAGAGUAAAACUGAUCGAUCUAUGCUUGGCCACGAAUUACAAACAUUGAAUUGUGCUGCUGGUUGUGGUAGUUUGGAGAUGAUCAAAUGGUUGAUAGCUACGAGGUCGCCACCUUUGACCUCUUCCGAUAUGUUGAAUCAAGCAAUCAUUGGAAAUCAAAUGGAAGUGUUAAAGUACCUGAUUGACGAACAUUCACAACUGUUAAACCUUGACAAUACAAGUUAUCUUGUGAAUGCAGCUGGUUCAAGCCAACGAUUCGAAAUAUUCAAGAUGUUGUAUGAUUACGGUUGCAAGUGUCCAGAGAAUGUCGCGAAUGUUGCAGCCUGCUCUGGAAAUCUAGUGUUGAUCCAAUGGUUGAUUGCAAAUACCAGUUGCGAAAUCAAUGGCAAGUCAUUGGAAAUGGCUGCUGAGUAUGGACAUCUCAAUUUGGUCAAGUGGUUGGUGAGUAAUCAUUUGCAACCCGACGUCGGUUCACAACUACCAGUAAACAUAAUGAAUAGAGUAGCAUUAAGAGGUCACCUCGAUACAUUGGUUUGGUUGGAGAAUAAUACAUCGCAUCGCAUCGAUGAUAUCUUAGAUAUAGCGAAUAGAGUUUUAUAUUUGGGUUUUCCAAACAUGAUUCAAUAUCUCUGUGAAAUGAUCGAUAGAGAAGCAUCAAAAACAACAACAUCAACAACAUCAACAUCAACAACCGAGAACCGAUUUACAUUCACAGGACUGUUGGAAAUCGCUGUGAUGAGUUGUGAUUUGAACAUUGCCAAAUGGGCGUAUACCUUCUAUUCCGAUUCUGACAAUACUAUUGCAAUAGAAGGUAGAUUGGAAGAGAAAAUCAUACAUGCACUCACAAGAGAUAAAGUUAAGAUGAUUGAUUGGUUGUAUACCAACGUGACAGAGCAUCGUGGUUGGCUAAACAAAUGGCAGAAAUACAUUAAAACCGUGGUACAAUUAAAUAGCUACGAAUCAUUGGAAUGGCUAUUAGAUAGGAUCACUCUACCAGCGGAAUAUCAACAAGAGCUAUUGUCACAAAAAGAAACUAGUGAUCAUAAAAGUGAUGAUAGUUGUUGGUUUAAUCAAUGGAGAGAUCAAAUAAAUCUAAAAUAUAAUAUAAAAGCAAUAGAAGUAGAAAAUAUUAAUAAUAAUAAUAAAGAUAAUAAUUAUAAAUUAAGACAUAAACUAAAGAAAAAGAAAUAUAUCAAAGAGAAGAAGAAUCAAUUACUCUUAUUAAAUGAAACUAUUGAUGAAUGGCAACAAUUAGUCAGACAAAAUGAAAUAGAUAAUCAAAAUAGAAUAGAGUUAAAUAAUGUAAAGAGUAAUAGCAAUAACAAUAAUCAUAAUAGUAAUAAGAAUAAACAAAAUAAUAUAGAAAAUAGUGAAAAUAAUAGUAGUACUUUAUCGAUUUCAAGUACAUUGAAAUUACUUAGAAAUAAACCAAUUAGUAAUCAAACAACAAGUGAGCAUGUAGAAAAAGAAAAAGUAGAUCAAUAUAAUCAACAAUUUUAUAAUAAAUCAUAUCUUUCAUUUAAUGGAUUGGUAGAAACAGCCGGUGCCGUUCACACAGAGAUCGUCAGUACAGAUAUUACCAUCGUUACAAAUCACCGGUUGGUUUAUGCAGCCCACAGAUCGUUCACAGCUAUCGGUUGUACAUUGAUCGUGGUCAUUGCAAUUCUUCAGUUCGAAUACACACCCGGUUGCAUUGUCACAGUAAUCAAUGGUACAAGCAGACCAGUCGUCACAAACCACAGGCUUAUCAAGGCAGCCUUUAGCUUCAUCGCAAAAGUUUUUUGUACAAGCCAAACCGUCUUCACAACUCAAUAA